UCUCUCUCUUCCUGUCGCCCACAUUCCUAAACUGUUAUUCCCCGUACUGCAUCUCUCCAUGAAAAACUUCCCCACCAUGGAUGACAGGACGUCAACACCAACCACCACUUCGGAGGUCACAAGAGGACAACAGAAUGCGGACCUUAAGGUGUCGCCGUCCAGCAAACCUCUUCAUCGCUUUCUCCAAAAGGAGCCCCAGAGUCUCGGUGUUGCCAUCGGGAUCUGUGGCUGUGCAGAGCUGAUCAUGGGAUGCAUCUUGUUCAGGGAAAACGUGACAAGCUCCGGUGACCUCUACGUUCCUUUCUGGCAGGGAGCUCUGUUUCUCACCUGUGGAAUCUUGUCGGUCUACACGGGAGCAUGUCCAUCCAAAAAGAUGGUGACCGUCUGUCUGUCCAUGUACGUGAUGGCCAUCCUGGGAGUCUUCGUGUCUUGCGGUUAUAGGAUACACGGCUUUUUUUUCUAUGCCUUUAUCAUCUGGCAAUCCUUAGCGGACCCCGUGGGCUACAGCAGAGUGAUGCAACUUUUUGCCCUGGAAGGCAUUUUGUUCACGUUCUCCGCGUGCGUGGCGGUGAUUCUCAUCUUCUUGUCGGUGGUGGCCCACCGGGCUCUCAAAUCAACAAACACUCAGGUCAUUUUCCAGCGGAUAUCAACGCCAGAGUGACACAACAUCCCAACAAUAAUUUUGGGAUCCUUCUCACUUAACGAUCAUACAUCUGUACAGUUUUCUAUACUAUGUUAUACAUUACAACUUUAGGAAUACUUGCUCCAUCUAAUGAGAUUUAAUACAUUUUUGCACAUUUAUUUAGUAUUCAUUUAAUUAUGUUUACUAUCCAUCCAUCCAUUUUUGACCGCUUAUUCCCUUCGGGGUCGCGGGGGUUGCUGGAGCCUAUCUCAGCUACAAUCGGGCUGAAGGCGGCAUACACCCUGGACAAGUCGCCAUCUCAUCACAGGGCCUACACAGACAGACAACAUUCACACACUAGGGCCACUUUAGUGUUGCCAAUCAACCUAUCCCCAGGUGCAUGUCUUUGGAGGUGGGAGGGGCCUAUCCCCAGGUGCAUGUCUUUGGAGGUGGGAGGGGCCUAUCCCCAGGUGCAUGUCUUUGGAGGUGGGAGGGGCCUAUCCCCAGGUGCAUGUCUUUGGAGGUGGGAGGGGCCUAUCCCCAGGUGCAUGUCUUUGGAGGUGGGAGGGGCCUAUCCCCAGGUGCAUGUCUUUGGAGGUGGGAGGGGCCUAUCCCCAGGUGCAUGUCUUUGGAGGUGGGAGGGGCCUAUCCCCAGGUGCAUGUCUUUGGAGGUGGGAGGAAGCCGGAGUACCCACGCAGUUAGGGGUAGAACAUGCAAACUCCACACAAAAAGAUCCCGAGCCCGGGAUUGAACUCAGGACUACUCAGGACCUUCGUGUUGUGAGACAGACGGACUAUCCCUUCUUCCACCGUGCUGGCUUUGCAUGUCAAACAAAAUGCCAGAUAAUGUCUGCUAAUAGGUGCCAUUUCGGAGUCCUGAUACACACACCAUAAUAAUACCGUAUGUUGAAGCACAGUACGUCUGACUAUGGUAGCUAUAAUGCUUCGACAAUCCGUCAAGCUGGGCGGCAUCGUAGCUUAGCAAAGUCGUACUAAAACAUGUUGACAGCUUUUUGAGCACCGUGUGUAAUGUUCUAUAUUCUCAAUGUAACAAAGUUUUGGUCUUGCUUACGGGUACUUGCUAGCGUCAUUUAUUGAACAAGCGUCAACCUACUGUCCACAUGUGGGACUGCCAUUUACUGGUCAAACUUAUUACGCCAUGUGCCAAAUGAAAAUGCUUGAGGUGGGUAAGCACACCCAGAAUGAAGAGGUACAUUAGGCGCACCGGGUUAUAAGGCGCACUGUCCAAUUAAGAAAAUGAAAGAAUUUGAAGUGCGCCUUACAAUCCAAAAAUUAUCGUCCUUGUAAAUCCACAAAGAGCCGUUUCUAAUAUUUCGCUUACCUUAUCACUUUGAGAAAAAAAUAAAUGACAGCUCAGUCUCCA
Molecule: messenger RNA, 2006 nt
Organism: Nerophis ophidion (straightnose pipefish)
Lineage: Eukaryota; Metazoa; Chordata; Actinopteri; Syngnathiformes; Syngnathidae
Product: membrane-spanning 4-domains subfamily A member 15-like
Exons: 7
Coding region: 59-661 (200 amino acids)
Source: RefSeq, a predicted model, not a curated record